Coffea arabica (coffee) is the source of this 2016-nucleotide messenger RNA. Lineage: Eukaryota; Viridiplantae; Streptophyta; Magnoliopsida; Gentianales; Rubiaceae. The record is from RefSeq and is a predicted model, not a curated record.
AUGCAAGUAAAAUUUCUUUUGUUUCUUUGUGUUCACAGGCUUUCGGCUGGUGGACAAGAUUUCUUUACAUCAUAUGAUGAGGUCUGGGACAGCUUUGAUGGUAUGGGUUUGCAGGAGAACCUCUUGAGGGGCAUCUAUGCAUAUGGAUUUGAAAAACCCUCUGCUAUUCAACAAAGGGGAAUCGUACCUUUCUGCAAAGGUCUUGAUGUUAUUCAACAGGCUCAAUCUGGAACUGGGAAAACCGCUACUUUCUGCUCUGGUGUCCUUCAACAGCUAGACUAUGGACUGGUUCAAAGCCAGGCUUUGGUUUUGGCACCUACUCGUGAGCUUGCACAGCAAAUUGAGAAGGUUAUGCGAGCGCUGGGAGACUACCUUGGGGUAAAGGUGCAUGCUUGUGUAGGAGGAACCAGCGUCCGUGAGGACCAACGCAUUUUGGCCUCCGGAGUUCAUGUUGUUGUUGGAACUCCCGGGCGUGUAUUUGACAUGCUGCAAAGACGGUCCCUUAGACCUGACCAUCUUAAAAUGUUUGUGUUGGAUGAGGCCGAUGAAAUGCUUUCUCGAGGUUUCAAGGAUCAGAUCUAUAACAUUUUCCAACUUCUGCCUUCAAAAGUCCAAGUUGGAGUUUUCUCCGCAACAAUGCCUCCUGAAGCGCUCGAGAUAACGAGGAAAUUCAUGAAUAAACCUGUCAGGAUCCUUGUCAAACGUGAUGAGCUCACACUGGAGGGCAUAAAGCAGUUCUUUGUGAACGUUGAUAAGGAAGAAUGGAAGCUCGAGACGCUUUGCGAUCUGUACGAGACCUUAGCCAUCACUCAGAGUGUGAUCUUCGUGAACACUCGAAGAAAGGUCGACUGGUUGACUGACAAGAUGCGUAGCCGGGAUCAUACGGUCUCUGCCACUCACGGUGACAUGGAUCAGAACACUAGAGACAUAAUAAUGCGCGAGUUCCGUUCUGGUUCAUCUCGUGUUCUUAUUACCACGGAUCUUUUGGCUCGAGGCAUCGAUGUCCAACAAGUUUCCCUUGUUAUAAACUAUGAUCUUCCGACGCAGCCUGAAAACUACCUCCACCGCAUCGGACGCAGUGGACGUUUUGGGAGGAAAGGUGUUGCCAUCAACUUCGUGACGAGAGACGAUGAAAGAAUGCUCUCUGACAUUCAAAGGUUCUACAACGUAGUAAUUGAGGAGCUGCCAUCAAACGUUGCGGAUCUUCUCUGAAAAAACUCGUUUAGUUGAGGAGCUGCAAAAGCUUUCUAAUUGUUCUGACAAUUUUCUUUGGGUUUUAUAUAGUGAGCUAGUGCCAGUUAGAGCAACUUCUUCAUUUGCAAACAACUGCUGCUCAUCUUAGUCGCUGCAUCAGCUUAGGUCCAAAGCACUCCGCCCCUUUUUUUUUUUUAACUUCUGGACUUUGAUUUCGGCUAUUACUUAACAAUAAAAUGCUUUUACUCAAACUUUAGCAGAUGGGUCAACAUCGAAUUAAAUUUCAGGUUGUGUUGCUGAUGAAUGAAUUCAAAUUCAGAUACAACAUACAAUUGGUCCGAGAGCACUGACGUCAGGUUGGAUGUAAUGGAUGAUUAUUUAGGAUUGUUCGCCGGAAAACCCUUAGCGCAGCCGCAGAUUGUUUGACUAAUUCUGCGUCGAGAAUAGGAGGAAGAAAGAAACCCAAAUUUGAAACCUUCAGACUGCGGAGAAACUGCGGAACUCAGCACGCAUUGCAGGAGUGCCAGCUGGGUAACGUGCCUGCCAUAAAGAAAUUGAUCAAGAAAGAUAAAAACUGCGGAACCCUAAUAGUAGUAUUCUAUUCAAGUAUUCUGUUCAACUUGUCGUUUUUUCAGAUCGGGUGGUUUGACCAAAGGUGGGUCACGUUUUGCAAAGAUUGCUUAAUCUUAAAGAUUUCAUCACUUCUUGAACAGCUUCCACUGGUUUUUCUAAGUCACCACCGGCCAGACAGGGUACACAGCAUCGUGUUUCAUUUAAACAACCCCAGAGGGGUAUUCUUCAGAGAUUGUUGAAUAUUCAUGC